CGGGAGCGGCGGCGGCGGCGCCGCGCGGGCAGGUGUCGGUGCCAUGGAGUACGAGCGCAGGGGUGGCCGUGGGGACCGGACGGGGCGUUACGGGGGGGCCCCGCCCGCCCCCGAGGAUGGAUCCCGCACCCAGAGGGACCACGACUAUCGUGACAUGGAUUAUCGGGGCUAUGGGGGACCCCCAGAGGGGCCCCCUGCCCCCGGGACCCCCCCGCAGGCCUCCUACGAGGCUGCGGAGCCCCCCCGGAAGCGGGACCCCCCCCGGGACCCCCCCGUGGCUCCCGCGCUGCCCUUCGGCGCCGACAGCGACUACCGGGACCAGGAUUACCGGGAGGGCCCCGAGGAGGAGCCGCGUGCCAGCACCAUCGUCAUGCUCAGGAUGCUGCCCCAGGCGGCCACCGAGAACGACAUCCGUGCACAGCUCCAGGCCCAGGGGGUGCAGCCUCGCGAGGUGCGGCUGAUGCGCAACAAGUCCUCAGGUCAGAGCCGCGGCUUCGCCUUCGUCGAGUUCCACCACGUGCAGGAGGCGGCGAGAUGGAUGGAGGCCAACCAGGCCGGGCUGACCCUCCUGGGGCACCGCGUGUCCCUGCACUACAGCGACCCCAAACCCAAGAUCAACGAGGACUGGCUCUGUGCCAAGUGUGGGGUGCAGAACUUCAAGCGACGUGAGAAAUGCUUCAAGUGCGGAGUCCCCAAAGCUGAGGCAGAGCAGCGGGGCCCGGGGGGGCCACGGCCGGAGCUGGUGCCGGGAGGGGGGGGGCUGCUGCCCCUCCCCCAGGCCUAUGGCCCCACACUGGGGGGACCCCCUGGGGGAUCCCAGGGGGGCACCGAGCCCGGAGCCGAUAACGCCAAUGACACCAUCAUCCUGCGGAACCUGCACCCCCAGAGCAGCCUGGAGUCCAUCCUGGCCGCCCUCGCCCCCUUCGCCGCCCUCUCGGCCGCCAACGUGAGGGUCAUCAAGGACCGGCAGACGCAGCUCAACCGCGGCUUCGCCUUCGUGCAGCUCAGCACCAUCGUGGUGGGGGCAGCCCCAGGAGGCGACUCUGCGUGGUCGGGGGGGGAGGAGCCGAACACCGACUUCAGUGGCUUCUACCAAUCGGAGGAGCCCUUUGCUGGCCCCGCCCCCACCAUCUAUAGCUCCGCCUACCUGAAGGGCGUCUCAGCCCCGCCCCCCGGCCCUGCCCUGACGGGCCCCACCCCCAGCAAGGCCGAUGGCCCUGCCCCAGGGCGGCUCAGCCCCGCCCCCCGGCCCUGCCCUGACGGGCCCCACCCCCAGCAAGGCCGAUGGCCCCGCCCCAGGUGA
This is a messenger RNA of Lepidothrix coronata (blue-crowned manakin), 1303 nucleotides long. RefSeq names its product RNA-binding protein 10-like. The record is from RefSeq and is a predicted model, not a curated record. The transcript is spliced from 12 exons. Gene Ontology annotation, molecular function: RNA binding. Gene Ontology annotation, biological process: mRNA splicing, via spliceosome. Gene Ontology annotation, cellular component: nucleus. The coding region runs from base 44 to 1303 and encodes 419 amino acids. NCBI's taxonomy places the organism in Eukaryota, Metazoa, Chordata, Aves, Passeriformes, Pipridae.